UUAUUCCAUGGACUCAAGCAACCCAAAGGUCAUCACAUGCAAAGCUGCAGUAGUAUGGAAGGAAGGGGAGAUGAUAAAGAUCGAAGAGAUACAAGUGGAUCCACCUAAAUCAAAUGAAGUUCGAAUUAAGAUGCUCUUUGCCAGUUUGUGCCACACUGACAUUCUCGCUUCCAAUGGCUAUCCCAUUCCUUUAUUUCCUCGAGUUCUUGGACAUGAAGGAGUUGGCAUGAUAGAAAGUGUGGGAGAAAAUGUGACAAAUCUAAAAGAAGGAGAUAUAGUGAUGCCACUUUACUUAGGAGAAUGCAAAGAAUGCCCAAAUUGCAAGUCAGGGAAGUCCAAUUUAUGUCACAAAUAUCACUUGACCCUUUCUGGUCUAAUGUUGGAUGACACAUCAAGAAUGUCAAUUCAUGGAGGACAAGUAUUAUACCAAAUUUUUACUUGCGCCACGUGGUCGGAAUAUACAGUUAUUAAUGCUAACUAUGUAAUCAAAAUUGAUCCUCAGAAGAUUCCGCUUCAACAUGCUAGCUUGCUUUGUUGUGGAUUUACAACAGGUUAUGGAGCAACAUGGAGAGAAGUUCAUGUUGAAAAGGGAUCAACUGUUGCUGUACUAGGUCUUGGUGCUGUUGGACUUGGAGCGAUUGAGGGAGCUCGAAGUCAAGGGGCAUCGAAAAUAAUUGGUGUUGAUAUAAAUGAAUCGAAACGGGGAAAAGGAGAAGUGUUUGGAAUGACGGACUUCAUUAACCCUAAAGAAUCCAGGACAUCAGUUUCCGAGAUGAUAAAAGAUGUUACCGAAGGCUUAGGUGUUGAUUACGUUUUCGAAUGUACUGGGAUUCCAUCCAUGCUUAAUGAAGCCAUUGAAGCCUCAAAAUUGGGAAUUGGAACAAUUGUUGUAAUUGGUGCAGGACAUGGACUUACUAGGGAAUUCAACUUAAUUCCCUUAUUAUGUGGUAGAACAUUGAAAGGUUCAGUCUAUGGUGGAAUAAGACUUCACUCAGAUCUUCCUGCUCUACUUCAUAGAUGCGCAAAUAAGGAGAUUCAACUAGAUGAGCUUAUAACUCAUCAAGUUUCGUUGACUGAAAUCAACCAAUCAUUUGAGUUAAUGAAAGAUCCACAUUGUGUCAAGAUUAUUAUCAAGUUCUAAGAAAUUAAAUCAAUUUUAUCACAGAUUGAAGACUUUAAUAUCAAAAAUAACAAUGCAGAGUUAAAUUAUUUACUCAAUUCUGAAAUUGGUUUAAUUCAUGCACCAUACGUUGUAUGUGUAUGAUAAGCAAAUAAACAUUGUAUUGUAUUGUAUUGUAUUGUUUUGUUAUAAAUAAAUGUGCAUGGCCAUAUGGCUCAUAUUCAAUGCUAUUGC
Solanum verrucosum is the source of this 1354-nucleotide messenger RNA. RefSeq names its product 8-hydroxygeraniol oxidoreductase-like. Gene Ontology annotation, molecular function: S-(hydroxymethyl)glutathione dehydrogenase [NAD(P)+] activity; zinc ion binding. The coding region runs from base 8 to 1141 and encodes 377 amino acids. The transcript has 7 exons. The record is from RefSeq and is a predicted model, not a curated record. Gene Ontology annotation, biological process: formaldehyde catabolic process. Gene Ontology annotation, cellular component: cytosol. Lineage: Eukaryota; Viridiplantae; Streptophyta; Magnoliopsida; Solanales; Solanaceae.